Messenger RNA from Leptopilina heterotoma, 633 nucleotides. Its product is annotated as histone H1.1, embryonic-like. The transcript has a single exon. Gene Ontology annotation, cellular component: nucleosome. Gene Ontology annotation, biological process: nucleosome assembly. The record is from RefSeq and is a predicted model, not a curated record. Gene Ontology annotation, molecular function: structural constituent of chromatin; DNA binding. Bases 1 to 633 code for a protein of 210 amino acids. NCBI's taxonomy places the organism in Eukaryota, Metazoa, Arthropoda, Insecta, Hymenoptera, Figitidae.
AUGGCGAAGCCAAACACUGAGAAAAUGGUGGAGCUGGCAAUUUCACAUCUCAACGACAGACAUGGAACAUCAUUGCAUAAAGUCAAAAAGUACAUUACUGAAAAUUUUGAUGUGAAUAUUGAUAAUUAUAAAAGACAUAUCACCAAGUGCGUGAGGAAACUUCUUGAAAAUGGCACUUUACUGCAAGUUAGCGGAUUGGGAGCGAAUGGAAAAUUUAAAUUUCCCCAAAAUGUCAAGAACUCGGUCAAGAAAGCAAUGAAAAAGGGUGAAAAAUUAAAAGUAAAAAUUUUAAAGAAAAAAAACAAUGAUAUGAAGGAAAAAGCCAAGGAGACAAAAAAGAAACCAAUGACAUUGAAAAAUAACAAGAAAAUGCCGAAGACCACUGAGAAUAACAAUAAGGACGUGAAAAAAAAUAUUAAUAAGAAAUCGACGCAAGAAUCAACAUCGCAGACGAGAGGGAAGAGAAAUGUUACAAAUAAAGACUCGACAAUGACAAUGAAACCGAUGAAAUCCAAAGAGACGUCGAAAAUGAAAAAAACAAUGCGAACCGAUGAUGAUAAAAAUAAAAAAGUGCAAUUUAAAAAAAUUGUUGAAAAAUCUGCUGCUGGAAAAGUGAAAGAUUCAAAAAAAUGA